UCGUUCUUCGGUCGCUCGUACAACAACCUAAACGCCAUCUCAGAAUGCAAGAACAACGGCGGCUGCGUCAUCAACAAGAAGAACCGGACCUCCUGCAAAGCCUGCCGGCUGCGCAAGUGCAUGUCCGUCGGCAUGAGCAAGAGCGGCUCCCGCUACGGGCGCAGGUCCAACUGGUUCAAGAUCCACUGCCUCCUCCAGGAGCAGCAGCAGCAGAGCAUGAGCAACAACAACAAUAACAACAACACAAUCAGCAAAGGCGACACCGCGGUGGAAGAGCCAGACCGGAAGCAACUCCUGUCCUCGAGCAUGUUCCAACAGAACAUGCUGGACCCACGGCUCCACAUGCACCUGGCCGCGGCGGCGAUGCACCGCUUCACCAGGGAGGAAUCCAUGCUCGGCCUGGACGAGUACAAGAACGCCUCCCUUACUUCCGGGUCCUCGCCGUCGAUGAGCUCACCCGACUCUCACGCCUCCGAUUCGUCGGCGGAGACGACGGACUACAAAUUCAGGCGGAGCCUCAUCUCGCCCGUCACCAAGGCCACCCUCCCGAGUCGGGUCCCCGAGCUUGGGUUCCCGAUUUUCCCGUCUUUCUACCCGGCAUCCUUCGCCAGCCACCCCAACAUCAACCUCAUCCACUUCCCACCGCCCUUCUUCUCCCACUCCAACUCCUCC
Messenger RNA from Bemisia tabaci, 672 nucleotides. Lineage: Eukaryota; Metazoa; Arthropoda; Insecta; Hemiptera; Aleyrodidae. The record is from RefSeq and is a predicted model, not a curated record.